Molecule: messenger RNA, 1179 nt
Organism: Talaromyces amestolkiae
Lineage: Eukaryota; Fungi; Ascomycota; Eurotiomycetes; Eurotiales; Trichocomaceae
Exons: 1
Coding region: 1-1179 (392 amino acids)
Molecular function (GO): nucleotide binding
Source: RefSeq, a predicted model, not a curated record
AUGGCUCAAGAGCGUUUUMCCUGCCGAUGGGCAGCUCUCUCACUGUCCAACAUCGCAUCUGUGUUCUUGCCUGAUCUCUUAUUGCCACGCGACGACUCUGACCGUAUACAACAUGAACUUGUUGCCAUCAGUACUACUGGGUCGAAGGAACGGGCUGCGUCGUGGUUCAAAGAACACAAGAUUCCACACGCGGAGUCGAUGCCUGUAUAUCAUUCGUGGGAGGAGUUGCUAGAAAAGGGCGACUUUGACGUCGUGUACAUUUCGACUCCGCACCCGCUACACUACCAACAUGUCAAGAAGGCACUAUCCUGCAAACGCAACGUUCUCGUGGAAAAGCCAGCAACCAUGAAUCGACAACAGUACGAGAAGCUGACAGAGUUGGCAAUCCAGAACGGCGUGGUCUUGAUGGAAGCAAUGUGGACUAGAUAUCUCCCUGCCGCAAGAUAUUUUCGCGAGGAGCUUUUGCCGAAAAUCGGGCAAGUCAAACGUGUAUACGCGGAAUUCUCGUUCCCGAUCGUUUCUCAGGACCUAUCUCAUUCAUCCCGAUUUUUGGAUAAGCAAGCUGGAGCUGGGAGCCUUCUGGAUCAGGGUGUUUAUGCUUUAACCUGGGCGGACCUUGCUCUCAAUGGCUUGGGUGAGGGCACGACAACCACUGAGGUUGUCCAUGCUAGCACAAUGAGCGUUCCUGGCGUCCCAAAUGACGUGGACGAUAUCACUACGGUUAUUCUCUCCAAACGCCAAAAAGAGUCCAACCAUCAAGAAGCAGUUGGAAUCAUCACAACUAGCAUGACAAUCCCUGGCUCAAGCAAACCCUCCUUCUAUCAACGUCUACAAGCAAACAGAUCUGCUCCAACCGUCCGAGUUGAGGGUACCAAGGCGUCAGUUGCCGUACCGUUUCCCCCCAUUCGACCACAGGAGUUCCAUGUGCAGUGGUAUGGAGAUGAAUAUAUUGAUGAGAACGGCAUCGAGAAGAACGAAAUCGUUAAGAAACCAGUUGAAAAGGGCUGGGGAAUUUGGUACCAAGCUGAUGUGAUUGCGGAAAAGAUCCAGGCAAGAAAAUCUUCGCCAGGGCAGGGAGAGGUCAUUGGGAUGGAAGAAUCCUUGCGGGUGCUAGGCUGGAUGGACCAAGCACGCGCUUUGGCUGGUAUCAAGUAUGAUAGCACAUUGGAAGAAGUUUGA